Messenger RNA from Esox lucius (northern pike), 1221 nucleotides. RefSeq lists its product as uncharacterized. The transcript is spliced from 3 exons. Gene Ontology annotation, molecular function: nucleic acid binding. Lineage: Eukaryota; Metazoa; Chordata; Actinopteri; Esociformes; Esocidae. The record is from RefSeq and is a predicted model, not a curated record. The annotation marks the transcript as partial. Gene Ontology annotation, biological process: DNA integration.
CCCACUAUACCGGUACCUAACCCGUAUGUAGUACUCACUAAUUUGACCCCGGAUCAAAAAUGGUUCACCUGCAUUGACCUGGCUAACGCUUUUUUCUGUCUCCCACUAGCAGAGGAACUUUGUGAUAUUUUUUCUUUCACACAUAGGGGUCGGCAAUGGCGGUACACGAGACUACCACAGGGGUUCGCGCUUUCCCCUGGUAUAUUCAACCAGGUACUGAUAGAAGCGCUGCAGGGAUGCUGCCUGCCGACAGGGGUAACUUUGGUCCAGUACGUAGAUGACCUGCUGCUGGCGGCCCCGACGGUGGCCGCAUGCAUCCAAGCUACAAUGACGGUCCUCACCAGACUGGCAGAGAAAGGGUUCAAGGUAUCAAAAGAAAAGCUACAGCUGGUAAGGACGCAGGUCUCUUUUCUGGGCAGAGUAAUCUCGCAGAAGGGAGCGGGGCUUUCCCCAGCUCACCGUACAACCAUCCUCCACCAUCCUAAACCCACUACUGUUCAGGAAAUGCUAUCAUUCCUGGGGCUCACGGGGUACAGCCGCAAUUACAUCCCAAACUAUUCAGGGCUCACAGAGCCACUUAGAGCGCUAGUUAAGGAGCAGGGAAUGCGUAAACUUAAAGCCACUCUCAAUUGGACUUGCCCGGCCGACCACCCAGCUAGCAAAAAGACACCUGGGCAAGAGAUAGUGAUAGACUACACGGACAUGGGGGAAACUGUACGGGGGUGCCGCUACAUGUUAGUGUGUGUGGACAUGUUCACAGGGUGGCCAGAAGCUUGGCCGGCAAGAAGGGAGGACAGUCAGAUAGUGAUCAAGUGUUUAGUGAACCAGUACAUUCCCAGACACGGCUUCCCAGAGAAAAUUAGGUCAGACAAUGGGACUCACUUUCAGAACAGUGAUUUACAGAAGGUAGAGAGCUUAUUGGGCCUAAAACAUGCUUUUGGCAAUGUAUACCAUCCACAGUCCCAGGGAAAGGUAGAAAGGAUGAACCAAAACUUAAAAAACAAGUUGGCUAAGAUAUGUGCACAGACUAAAUUGAACUGGGUGGAUGCACUGCCACUGGCACACAUGACGAUUCGAUGCUCGUUAAAUCAGACCACUGGGUUCACCCCAUACGAGCUGCUGACGGGGAGACAGUUUCCAGGACCAGCUGCGGGGCCUGUGGUCCCGGAAGGGGAAAAAUUUUUACCACCAAGUCCGGCCACAUCAACUGGCGAAUCCUAA